CACAUUAUGCAUUUGGAUGAAGUACUGAAGGAACUCAGUGAAUCCCACCUUAAAAGUGAAUCACAUAAGAUGAAAUUUUGGACUCAGAGCAGUAUGAUGGGGGUGCAAAUUGGAGCCCCAGAAUCAUGACAUGUGUGUUUCUAUAAACUGCCAUGCAUCUUCCUGAGAGAUAGACCUGUUCACCUCCAAACUCCACUUCUUGUGUUCCUGUUUUGUUUCCAUUUUGGAUCACAUCUGUGGAGACCAGCUCCAAAGGCAAUGGAGGAAGGGAACAAACUCACAGGACAGAAUGAUGGAAGUCUGAAGGAACUAAAAGAUCUGAGUCACACUCUUACUUCAAGCUGUGGCAACAUUGAGCCUCCACUGAUGGGACCUGUGAGUGAGCAGAGUGUUGAGGCAUAUGUAAAUACGCUCACAGACAUGUACAGCAAACUGGACCAGGACAGUUCUCACAUUGCAAAGCUCUCCUGGAAAGUAUCAAAGCAGCGAAGGACAGGAUUGUGGUGCCGCCAGGCACUAGAGAUCACCAGUAGCAGUGAUAAUUGGGAAUGGCCAAGUAUUGCUUUCAGAAUGCACAUACCCUGGAAAACCAUGGGCAUUUUCAAGAGAUGGAGGGCUCCAACCUCACAGACAUCUGCACCCAGCUCCUCCUGCAAGGGACUUUGUGGAAAAUCUCUGUGGGCAACGUCCAGGAGAGGGCCUUCUUCAUGUUCAACAACCUCCUGGUCUACUACAAGUGGAAAUCCAGGCCUGAAGCUGGGCUUGGAGCGAGAUGCCUACAUCAUGAUCGCAGAGAAGGGGGAGAAGCUGCACCACCUGAUGAUGAGCAAGAAUGUGAACCUGUUCAAGGACAGGCCACAAGCUGAGCACCAUGCCCAAGUGCUUCCUGGGCAAGGCCUGAGCCUGGAGUGGGAGGAGCCCAGGGCUGUGCCUGAGGUCAGGGAGGAGGUGGCUUUACCAGGUCACUCAGCAAAUCAGAGCAGAGAAGGAGGAAUGGGCCAUGCUGGAGGACAUCUGGGUGACCUUGUCAGAACUGGACAGUGUCACCUUCUCCUUUAAGCAGAUGGACAAGAACUAUGAGGCCAACACCAACAUCUUCUACCACAUAGAGGGCAGCCAGCAGGCGCUGAAGGUGGUCUUCUACCUCAAUGGCUACCACUUCUCCAAGCUGCCCUCCAGCCAGGAGAGCAGGGCCAGCCUCCGACUACACACCGC
Messenger RNA from Sciurus carolinensis (gray squirrel), 1215 nucleotides. RefSeq lists its product as uncharacterized. NCBI's taxonomy places the organism in Eukaryota, Metazoa, Chordata, Mammalia, Rodentia, Sciuridae. The transcript has 8 exons. The coding region runs from base 259 to 1059 and encodes 266 amino acids. The record is from RefSeq and is a predicted model, not a curated record.